Saccoglossus kowalevskii is the source of this 1893-nucleotide messenger RNA. Its product is annotated as arylsulfatase B-like. The record is from RefSeq and is a predicted model, not a curated record. NCBI's taxonomy places the organism in Eukaryota, Metazoa, Hemichordata, Enteropneusta, Harrimaniidae. Gene Ontology annotation, molecular function: sulfuric ester hydrolase activity.
AUGGAGGAAGGCAAAAAUGAGCAAACGACGUCGGAUGUCGAAGAGGACAUCAAAACUGGACCAGAGAACGGUGAAGCGGUCGUGUUGAACUCGGAGAAUGAUAAUGAAGCCGUUAAUUACGAUGCCGAACGGCGAGAUGUGGAAGUAAACUCUGGCGUAGAAGACACGAACGUCAUGCCGGAUUCAACAUCAGUACUUUUAAAUUCACAAGGGUCCGAUUCACCGGAAAUUAAGAAAGACAGUGGCGAUGAGGAUGAGAUUGAGCUCCAAGACAUGAACGAUGAUCAUCCCAUUUCACCCUCGACUAUCGGUGACGUCACGAUGUCUGGCAUUGACGAUGACUUUACACAAGCAGCUUUGAAAAAGAUUCGCAAGAACGCCAUAUCAUGUGCCAUGCUGACAGUCCUUGUCAUAGUUAUCGUAGUAUUAGCGAUAGUUGUCAUUGUUUUAUCAGUGCACAAAAAAAGGCCGCCUCAUAUUGUUCUAAUACUAGCAGAGGAUCUAGGGUGGAAUGACGUAGGAUGGCACAACCCAGAUGUCAUGAUGCCCGUCCUCAAUCAACUCGCCGCUGAUGGCGUUAUAUUCAACCAAACAUAUGUCCAGCCUCUAUGUACCCCAUCGAGAGUUUCACUAAUGACGGGUUAUUAUCCAUUUAGAACUGGAAAUCAGCAUCAAAUUCUAUUCAACCUUCACCCUAGUGGGCUUCCAUUGGAGUUUAAAUUAUUACCAGAAAGACUUAAAGAUGUUGGCUAUCUUACUCAUAAUAUUGGCAAGUGGGAUUUGGGAUUCUGUAAGGAGGAAUAUCUACCAACUAGACGUGGCUUUGAUUCACACUAUGGCUCAUGGACAGGCGGAACUACACAUUAUGGUAAAAUUGCAACAGAUACUUGCGGAAAAACUGCAGUCGGGUAUGAUUUCCGUGACAACACCGGUGUGGUACAAGAAAGUGAUACUUAUCUCACGUUCAUGCUUGCUGAGAGAGCAGUGGAAAUAAUAAAGGGUCAUUCCACAAAAUGUCCACUAUUUCUUCAGUUUUCUCUGGAUAUACCUGGAAAGAUUCCGGAGGUUCCACCUGAGUAUGAAGCGAAAUAUUCGUAUAUCGCAGAUGAAAGAACGCGGAAAUUUUACGGGAAGAUGUCUGUAAUGGAUGAUGCUAUUAGCAGUGUGGUCGAAGCGUUGAAGACUAGUGCAUUAUGGGAAGAUACGCUAUUUAUAUUCAUCAGCGACAAUGGAGCGUUAGCAUGUUCAUCCGGCUCUAAUUGGCCAUUCCGAGGCACGAUUGCAACUUUGUUUGAGGGCGCUACUCGUGUACCAGCUUUUGCCCAUGGAAAUAUGUUGAAGCGGACUGGAUAUGUAAAUAAUCAGUUAUGGCACAUGGUUGAUUUGCAUCAAACGAUACUUUCGUUGGCUGGGGCUGAAUCUGCAUCUGGAAUUGAUGGGAUGAAUAUGUGGGAGACAUUCUCGGAAGAUAAACAAUCGCCAAGAAAGGAGAUCGUAUACAAUAUCGAUGAUGACGAGUUGUCCCCUGGUGCUGCCAUCAGAGUCGGGGAUUAUAAGCUGAUAACCGGAAAUCCAGAUUUAUUGUAUCCAUGUCGACUGGCUAAUGAAUCAGAUGGUUGGUAUAACUUUGGUGACAUUCCUAUACACGUGUUUCGAGGUGACACCACUGGAAUGGACUUUCCACCUCCAUCGAACGUGACAUACUUGUUCAAUAUCAAAGAUGAUCCAGAGGAACGAAACAACACUGCCGAACUCUAUCCAGAGAUAGUACAAGAAUUACAUCAUCGAUUGGACGAACACCGUAAACAUCUAGUUCCGGCGGUAAACCAAACACCUGACGUAUCCGGAGACCCCAAAAACUUCGGUGGUGUUUGGUCAGCUGGGUGGUGUUGA